CUCCUCCAAGCAAUAGGACGAUGUAAAGAUAAACCAGAUCUGGGGUCUUGGCUUUAUCCACCAUUGCUACCCCCUCCCCCCUUCCCCCCGACAUUCUUCAUAGGCAAUUGCUCGGCAAAAUAUGCUGAGACGAAAUCCAAUACCGGGCACUAUUAGUAGCUAGGGCGGUUCGCUCUGACGUAGACGUAGGGAAGUUCAUAUUAUAUUAUGGUUCGCAGAAUUUCGCUUGAAUAGUACGCUGUUCUCGUUCUUUACAUCACGAUUGUGGGGAGGGCAAUUACAUUGGGUACAUAAAAACAGUCGAUAGACAUGUCUAACUCUUCGACAGGCCUUCCCGGAACACAAACCUCCUAUCUCCAAAUGGCUACAUUUUUACUGACCAUUCUUCUGUCUUGGUUCCUUAACUUGAGACGAGACACACAAGCGGUAACCCACCUUUAUAUUAUCACUGAAGGUUGGAAAGGAAAUAAUGAGGGAGAACCUCUGACGGCGAAUCCCACGAAGAGCGCCGGACGUGCCUCGAAGCUGGUGGGUUGGGAGGAGCGGAAAGAAGGCGAGCCAGAAAGACUCACCUUUUAAUUGACCGUCCGCUGACAUGAACGCGAGGUGAGGUGCCGGGCUUACGUAAGGGGGCAUAAGGGAAGAAGAAUUCGACAGGCUCUGGAAGGAUUGUGGGUAGGUAAAGGUAGGUAAGUUCACAUUCUAGUUGAGGAUCGACCGGUAGAACGAAGCACGAGUCUAUCACCGUUCGGCCAAUAUAAGCCCAAUAUGGUGAGAUUGCGAUGUAUUAGACACACGCACAGGCUAUUGAUUCUUACCGAUAUCAGGAAAUGACCACCACCCGAAUAUAAAAACCUGCCUGCUUGUACAGGUUGGUAUCAAUAUCGCGUGAACGAAUCCUUCCAAUCUCGUCGUGAUAUUACUAUAGAUACCUGUGCGGUUGGAGCAGCAGGAAUCUAUCCACGGUCCCGAACCGAUAGUGGAUAGCAAGCAAGAAGACAAUAGUUGGCCACAGAGUCGGCCCUCGCGGAGAGCCUCAUUGGGUGCGGAGUUAGCCUCGAAUUCCGCGGCCUCGAUAUUACCACUCAGUGGCGGCUCGAAGGAGAACUACGGAGCCGAGCGAAGGGUGCGUUCAUAGUCUGUCUAGCACAUUAGCGGUGAGACGUGGCCCGAUCAUCUGCGA
Molecule: messenger RNA, 1183 nt
Organism: Durotheca rogersii
Lineage: Eukaryota; Fungi; Ascomycota; Sordariomycetes; Xylariales; Xylariaceae
Exons: 1
Coding region: 310-579 (89 amino acids)
Source: RefSeq, a predicted model, not a curated record